CACGAUCGUCCUCCUCUCCCUCCCAAACUUUCAGUUUCAAUCCCCUGGUAUAAAUCCACUUCCGCUCCCUCCAAAUGCGAUUGCAAAUUCAAAGAAAGAAGAAAAAGACUAAAGCACGAAGGAGAGAGAAAAAGAAAAAGUUGUAUCAGAAGAUACUCCCAUUCCUAUUUCCACUUUCCUUUGUCUGAUUUCUAUCACAUAUUUCUUUCUCUCUUCUCUUAUCACUAUGGCUUCUCUGAGAAGCUCUUCUUCCUCUUUCACCCAACACUGCAAAUAUGAUGUGUUCUUGAGUUUCAGAGGAGAAGAUACUCGCAGUGUUUUUAUUAGCAAUUUGAAUGGAUUUUUGUGUGAUAAAGGAAUUAACACUUUUAUGGAUGAUAAAAAGCUUCCAAUAGGAGAAGAAAUUCCUGCAGAACUUCUAAAAGCCAUUGAAAGUUCAAGAAUUUCUAUAGUUGUAUUUUCCAAAAACUACGCAUCUUCUACAGGGUGUUUGGAUGAGCUUGUCAAAAUCCUUAAGUGUAAGAAGAAGGGUCAAUUUGUGCUACCAAUUUUUUAUAAGAUAAAUCCAUCAGUAGUGCGUAAGCAAAAGAGAAAGUUUGGUAAAGCAUUGGUAAAGCAUGAACAAGAAUUCGACAUGAACAAGGUGCAAAUAUGGAGGGUAGCUCUAGAAAAAGCUGGCAAGUUACGCGGCAGGCUUUACAAAAAAGGCUAUCCUCAAUAUCAAUUUAUCCAAGAAAUUUUUGAAGACAUAUCUCCAUUUGUUGGUAAGAUGAAAGGUGAUUAUAGCUUACUUCAUGAGCUCAAUGGUAACAAAAAGAAUUGGAAGAUUAAGGCUCGAGUCACACGACUAUGGGAUGUCUACAAUCUCAAGAACAAAGAUUUUAUGAGCUUGGAUAUGGUCUUGCUAGAUGAACAGGGCAAUCACAUACAUGCAAGGAUCAAGGAUGCAUUUGUUCAUCAAUUCAGGGAAUCAUUACAAGCAGGCAACAUCUAUUACAUAAAGAAUUUUGGUGUUAUUCCUUACCAGAUUGAUUACAAAAUAGUCACCAAUGAACAUAUGAUCAAGUUCUAUGCAACAACAAUAGUUAAACCAGCAGAGUCAGACCAUCCUUCAAUCCCAAAAUAUAAAUUUGAAUGUGUCCUAUUUGAACAUUUGAGUGGUCGGUGUGACAAAAAGGUCCACUUAACAGAUGUUAUUGGAAAAGUGUCAACCAUUUCCCCUGUGUAUGAGAAAGACAAAGAUGGAAAGCCAUUGAAGAGAAGGAUCAUUAAGAUUGAAGACAAAAGGAAACUUAAAAUUCAGAUUACAUUGUGGGGAGACCUUGCAGAAAGUAUCACAGAAGAUGUAUGCCUGGAUAGAUCAAAAUCAACUAUUUUGAUAAUUACUUCAACAACUGUGAAAUCAUUCAAGAACCAACUUUCGUUGUCCUCCACAUCUGCAACAAAGGUUAUCAACUUGGAUAAUCAGAAGGAUUACAUCCGCUGGGAUUUUGAAGAAGUGGUAAGAGAUAAGAGGACAAUACAGGAAAUUAUAAAAUUUCUUGAGCAAUCAAAAUCCCAGGAAGCGAUUUUCUAUUGUAUGGCUGUUGUGAAAAAAGUAAAUGCUGAAAAUGGAUGGUAUUAUAUUUCAUGCACUGAUUGUCCUAAAAAGGCUAAAACAAUUGGAUCUACAUUUUGGUGUGAAAGGUGCAAGAAAGAAUUUUCUUCUCCAACAAUAAGGUACAGAUUAGAAUUACAUGUCAAGGAUGAAAGUGGCAGCUCAAUAUUUGUGGUAUUGGACAAGGAAGCAGAGAAAAUUGUUCGUAUUCCUGCUACACAAGUCUAUACUACAGAAAUAAAGGAUGAGGAUGAUGAUGAGGAUGUUGUUCCAAAGCCAAUAAAGAAUUUACUUGGAAAAACAUACAUGUUCCAGAUAGAAAUCAAUCCAAACAACAUUUUCCCUACAAAACAAAAUUUCACAGCCAUUCACGUGUUUGAAGAUCAUGUGUAUAAGCAGUUGCAACAUGAACAGGAGAAAAAUCAGAUUCUUCCCCUGAAACGAGCCAUUGAUGUGGAUGUUGAGAUUGAAAGAGAAGUUCCUAAAGCUAAAAGAAAUGGAAAGUUGAUUGAGUCAGAGGCAAGUGCUAAUGAAGAAGAGGAUGUUGAUGAGAAAAACGAAGAAAAAGAAAAAUGAUGUAGAGAAAGAAGAAUCUAAUUUGGAUGAAAGAAAC
Molecule: messenger RNA, 2210 nt
Organism: Quercus robur (English oak)
Lineage: Eukaryota; Viridiplantae; Streptophyta; Magnoliopsida; Fagales; Fagaceae
Product: replication protein A 70 kDa DNA-binding subunit D-like
Exons: 12
Coding region: 227-2173 (648 amino acids)
Biological process (GO): DNA recombination; DNA replication; signal transduction
Cellular component (GO): nucleus
Molecular function (GO): DNA binding
Source: RefSeq, a predicted model, not a curated record